GAACCAAAUAGAGAUCACCAAUGCCACCUAAGUUCUGUUGCCUCUGUGCGUAAAACCUGACCGACGCCAUGAGUGGGAGAGUUGGAGACCUCAGUCCGAAACAGGCAGAAAUAUUAUCUGAGUUUAGGGAGAGAGUUCAGGACAUCCUCCCAGCCCUCCCGGCUCAGCACGACCACUACCUACUCCGCUGGCUCAGAGCUCGUGGUUUUAAUGUAACCAAAUCGGAAGCAAUGAUCAGAAAGCAUGUGGAGUUCAGGAGGAAGAUGAGGGUGGACGCCAUCAUCUCUGAAUGGGACCCCCCCGAGGUCAUUAAGAAGUAUGUCUCUGGCGGUAUGUGUGGCUACGACCGUGAGGGGAGCCCUGUGUGGUAUGACGUCAUUGGGCCCCUGGACCCAAAAGGCCUCCUCCUGUCCGCCACCAAGCAGGACUUCCUGAAGACCAAGAUCAGACACACAGAGAUGCUGCACAGGGAGUGCGGCAGGCAGUCCGAGAAGCUAGGAAAGAACGUGGAGGCCAUCACUCUGAUAUAUGACUGCGAGGGUCUGGGCCUGAAGCACAUAUGGAAGCCAGCUAUCGAGGCGUAUGGAGAGAUCCUCACCAUGUUCGAGGAGAAUUAUCCAGAAGGUGUGAAGAGAGUAUUUCUCAUCAAAGCACCAAUGAUGUUUCCGAUGGCCUAUAACCUGAUCAAACACUUCCUGUGUGAGGAAACCAAGCGAAAGAUCAUGGUCCUGGGAGGCAACUGGCAAGAGGAGUUGCAGAAACACGUCAAUAAAGACCAGCUUCCUGUCAUCUAUGGCGGAUCGCUCACCGACCCGGACGGAGACCCUCGCUGUCGGACCAUGAUCAACUACGGCGGCCCGGUGCCCAAGUCCUACUACCUGCGUGACUCGCUGAAGGUCACCUACGACACCAGCGUCAGCAUCAGCCGGGGCUCGGUGUUCGACCUGGAGUACAACAUCACCGUGCCAGGCAGCAUCCUGAGGUGGCAGUUUGCGAGCGACGGGUCCGACAUCGGCUUCGGCGUGUUCCUCCGGUGCCAGGAGGACGGGGACGGCGGUCAGCGCCAGGUGGUCCCUAGCGAGCGCUACAACGCACACCUGGUCCCAGAGGAACAAUCCCUGCUCUGCCCUCAGCCCGGCACAUACGUGCUGCGCUUUGACAACAGCUACAGUAUCCUGCACUCCAAGCGGGUCAGCUACAACGUGGAGGUCCUCCCCCCGUCAGAGGGUCCGACCCCGGGCCCCUGAGGCCUCCCCCGGGCUGGUGCCAGGCUCCAGUGAGGCCCCUCAACAAACCUCCCUCUGAAACAUUCUCAUCUUUCAUUCAAUCCAAUCCAGAUGGGGCGAUAGUCCCAACACAGUGUACAGCCCUUACCCACAACGACAGUCUCAUGGGCCUUCACAGGCCCACUCUGUACGACACCCCCUCUUACCCUAAAGGGAAGAGGAAAAUCUCCCCAAAAACGGAGAGGGAAGAAAGCUCGAGAAGGAGCCGGAUGGGGUACUACCUUCAGUGCUGCUGAGGAGGGCAACAGGUGCAGACAUGUAGGAGAGGUAGGAUGAAACAAGCAGAAAUGCAUGUAAGAAGGUUAUUAUAUAUUACUAUUAUUAUAAUAAUGGUAUUAUUAUUAUGAGAACAUUUUUCGAAUUGUAAUAGAUUAAAUACAAAUUCAAUUAUGGUGCUAGUCUUUGCACCACACACCAAGAUCAGACAAAGUGUGAUCUCUGUGUGAUCUUAGGAAGAGAUGGAAAAUAUUAUCUGUGUAAUGUAAUAAUUUAGA
Gadus chalcogrammus (walleye pollock) is the source of this 1780-nucleotide messenger RNA. It is a transcript of the gene sec14l7, whose product is annotated as SEC14-like lipid binding 7. Bases 69 to 1247 code for a protein of 392 amino acids. The record is from RefSeq and is a predicted model, not a curated record. The transcript is spliced from 12 exons. Gene Ontology annotation, cellular component: cytoplasm. Lineage: Eukaryota; Metazoa; Chordata; Actinopteri; Gadiformes; Gadidae.